AUGAAUAUUUUGAAGGCGAAUGUAGUUUGGCUGUGUUGUGUAAUAUUACUUGUAGAAAGUGAUGAUCACGAAUAUGUUAAUGUCACAUAUGGACCCGUUCAUAGACAGUUGUUGGAUUUUAAAAAGGAGAAUCCUCGCCCGAUUGGAUUGUGGACUAAAAAUGCCGGAGAUCCAGUAGACAUUCGUGACACAGUAACAAUUAACUCUGAUCAAUUUGACAACCAGCUGUUUAUAGACACUUUCUCUACUUUUGAUGGUGAAAGAAUACCAGAACGCGUGGUGCAUGCCAGGGGUAUUGGAGCUUUUGGUUACUUCGAAGUGACGCAUGAUGUCUCCAAGCGGAUGGAUGCUUUCCCCAUUCAUACUUAUGAACUUUCAAAUAAGCAUGGGGAGACACAUUAUGUGAGAUUCAACUUUAGAACCGAGCAAGGCAUUGAGACACUUACAAGUGCACAAGCCGCUGCCAUUCAAGCUCAAGACCCGGAAUAUUUUCAUAGAGAUUUAUACAACGCAAUUGAUUCAGGAGAAUAUCCUGCAUGGAAACUAGAGAUGGAUGUGAUGACCGAACACGACAUACAAAAAGUUGACUACGAUCCGUUUGAUGUUACCAGAUUAUGGAAGAAUGGAACAUUCAUCACUGUCCCAAUUGGGCGAUUGGUAUUAAACAAAAAUGUUGAAAAUAAUUUCAAGGAUGUUGAACAAGCAGCAUUUAAUCCUGGUAAUUUGGUACCUGGUAUUACGGGAUCACCGGAAUAUUUGUUUAGUGGUAGACGAAUGUUCUAUAGAGACACACAAAAUCAUCGUUUGGGUAGAAACCACAACAAUAUUUUAGUAAACAUGCCAUUGUACGAGAAGACUUACGUACGUGAUGGGAAACCACCAACGAGACUGAACAUGAAAAAUGCCCCAAAUUAUUUUCCUAAUUCAUUCCAUGGCCCACUCCCAUACGUUGAUGAACAGCGACCGUGGAAGAAGUUAAAAGUGCUGGAAAGUAAUGCCGUUGAUUUGGAACCAGCGUGGUAUUUCUAUAACUUUAUUCUAGAAGAUGAGGCUCACAGACAGAGGUUUAUAAAUAACUUAGGCGCUUCUCUCGUAUUUGUUACACCACCCGUAUUGCAAAGAGUUCUGAAACUGUGGCACUUGAUUGAUAAUGAUUUGGGUAAGCGUGUAAAGGCUGCAUAUGAAACAUUGCUUGCACAAGCGAUGGCCCAGCAGGCAGCAGCCAAAACAGCUUCUGCUACAACGAAACCCAAAAGAAACCUUUUAACUUCAGAGGGACCUCCUAAAAAUGACAAUAUGGGAAGUGUUUACAAACACCCAAUAGGAUUAUGGACCAAAAACGCUGGAGACGCAGUUGACAUACGUGAAACAAUAACAAUUAAUUCGGAUCAAUUUAGCAACCAAUUACUCAUUGAUACCAUUUCGACAUUAGAUGGUGAGAGAAUACCUGAACGUAUAGUUCACGCCAAGGGUACAGGAGCUUUCGGCUAUUUUGAAGUCACGCACGAUGUGUCCAAGUAUACGUAUGCUGAUGUGUUCAAUGGAGUAGGUAAGAAAACGCCGCUUGCAGUAAGGCUUUCAACGUCAUUACAGCCCUUGGGAGGUACUGAUGUUGGCAGAGAACCCAAAGGUAUGGCGGUAAAAUUCUAUACUAAGGAAGGAAACUUGGAUCUUUUAUGUUUAUCGACACCAGUAUUUCAGUUCAGAGAUCCUAUGAUACUUAGAGAUGUAUUACAUGCAUUUAAGGUAAAUCCUCAAAGUAACAUUAGACUGGAUUAUACAGCCGCAGUUGAUUUGUUAACACUUAGGCCUAGUUUGGGCCACAACGCCUUUUGGGUAUUGUCUGAUUUUGGCGUACCGGACGGCUAUCGGAAGAUGGAUGCUUUUCCUAUACAUACAUUCGAAAUCUCAAAUAGAUAUGGAGAGACACAUUAUGUAAGAUUCAACUUCCGUACUGAGCAGGGUAUUGCAAUACUUACUUCUCUUCAAGCAGCCGCCAUUCAAGCUGUAGAUCUCGAUUACUAUAACAGAGAUUUGUACAACGCUAUUGAUUCAGGAAAGUAUCCUUCAUGGAGACUAGAGAUGGACGUAAUGACGAUACAUGAUAUACAAAAAGUUGACUAUGAUCCAUUUGAUGUUACAAGACUGUGGAAGAAUGGCACAUUCCAUACGGUGCCAAUUGGGCGAUUGGUGUUAAACAAAAAUGUUGAAAACUUAUUUAGAGAUGUCGAACAAGCAGCAUAUAAUCCUGCAAAUUUAGUUCCUGGUAUUCCUGGACCAGUGGACUUUUUGUUCCGAGGUAGACGUUCUUUUUAUAGGGACGCACAAAAUUACCGUCUGGGGAGAAACCACAACAAGAUUUUAGUGAACCAGCCAUUGUACGAGAAGAGUUAUGUACGUGAUGGGAGACCACCAACUAAGCUGAACAUGAAGAACACUCCCAACUAUUAUCCUAAUUCAUUCAAUGGGCCAAUGCCAUAUGUGGAUGAGCACAGACCAUGGAAGAAGUUAGAAGUUUUAGAAAAUAAUGCUGUUGAUGUGGAACCAUUGUGGUAUUUUUAUAACUACAUCAUAAAAGACGAGGCUCACAGAUUGAGAUUUAUUUCCAAUAUUGCCAUACCUCUAGCGCAAGUGACACCGCCAGUGGUACAAAGACUUUUAAAGCUUUUGUUUUUAGUUGAUGAGGAUUUGGCGACGCGUGUCAGAGCUGCUUAUGAAGUAGCACUAGUUGCCCAACAAGCAGCUAAUCUAGUUCCUACACCUUCGAUUGAGUACCCUGGAAAUAUUCAGACUGCUGAGGACAAACAUAAACAUAAUACUACAGAAAAUGCUAAGCCAUAA
Molecule: messenger RNA, 2841 nt
Organism: Spodoptera exigua (beet armyworm)
Lineage: Eukaryota; Metazoa; Arthropoda; Insecta; Lepidoptera; Noctuidae
Source: the annotation of a GenBank genome assembly